Anopheles aquasalis is the source of this 2701-nucleotide messenger RNA. RefSeq lists its product as uncharacterized. NCBI's taxonomy places the organism in Eukaryota, Metazoa, Arthropoda, Insecta, Diptera, Culicidae. The record is from RefSeq and is a predicted model, not a curated record.
CUGUCAAAAGAAAAGGUGGAAAAUUCUCUAAAAACAACACGGGAAAAUCCUCGGAAAAUCGUGCCUCCCCCGCAACGGAACUGCUGGUACUGUGGGUGCUGCUGGUGGUGGAAGUGGUUGUCCUCGUCACCGUCGCAGUAUUUGUUUUGUGUCGUCGUUUGACCUAGCAGCAGCACGCGUGGUGCCGUAAGCGGAUCGCAAAAUGUUUUGCAACGACGACGCUCAGUGACCCCAGCUACCACCUCCCCCGCUGCGUGUGCAUCCGUUCAGCCCCGCUGCAGUGAUCCGCAUCGAUCGUGAAGUUCGAUCAGCUUCUGGAGAAGAAGAGGGGGCCUGGCUUGCAACGCCCGCAAUCCUCUCGGACGAUCGAACCCUUGGUGUGCUGCUGGUGCGUUUGUGUGUACACGGGCGAUCAGUGGCCGUAUUCCUUAUCGUCUGCUACCGUACUCCCUUCCCUCGGGAGCCCCCUUUGCAAAAGGGCAGCCAUCGGCGACGAUUGAUUGCGCGAUUAGCCCUGGUCUAGGCUUUAGAAGCCUCGGCACAGACUGCUAUCGUUUCGUUGGAGUAGCAGCAGCAGCCUAGCAAAAUCAUGGGAAACAAUCACAGUAGCAACGGGAGACCGCAGGGCUCCAGUGGCUCAAGCAGCCCAAAAUCGAAGGCGGCAACGGAUCAAGAGAAGCAGCCUCAAAACCCAGCAACCAACGCUCCAGGUGUCCGUGGCAUGACCCGGACGGCCAGCGGUGCGGACAUUCAGGACCGUUCGCAAACCCAGUUCCAGCCGGUUGAUAAGCUCGGGCGGAUCCUGGCGAAAAAGUGCGAAGAGAUGCAUGGCAUCCAUCAUGGCAUUACGGGGGACAUUUUCGCGCGCUACGUUUUUCCAAAAUAUCCAGACCUGGGACUCAAGCUGUUUCGCUAUCUGCGCUACAUGAGCCACGCCAAAACGGAACAUCUGGGCCUGGUGGCGUUCCGGCAGCAGUGUGAAAAGUUUCUAGGCCUGCUAGAUGAUUCCGUCAUCCUUGAAACACACGUACGGAUGUUUGGUGAUCUAGUGAGCGAGACUGAACUGAUCAAACCGGAAAAUCUGAAGAGUUUGCUGCGCACCUGCUACAAUCUUGCGAUGGCGCACUAUUCAGAUGGACCGCAGACGUGUCGACUGCUGAACCGUACGCUCGAUUCCGUGGUGCAAUCGUGCUUCUUCUCGAAGGAAUCGCUCAGUCCGGGCUACAUUUGCCGCUGGCUGGAGAACAAUGUGCCCCGGUUGGUGCCACCGAUACAUAAGUACUGUGUGCACGCGCUAAGCACCUCCCACCGGACGAUCAUUGACAGCAGUAUGGCCAGCAACAGCGAAACGGUCGUCUCGGUGAGCGCCAUUAACGCCGGUGAAGCCAGCUAUGGACUCGAGCUGCAAACACCGAUCCUCGAGAAGGUGAACCCGUUCGCGAAGGAGCCGGUUACGGCCGGAACAGCAGCAGGCAAACAGCUGACAAAUGAAGAGCGAGAACGAUUGAAAAACCAACAACCGUUGCUGCCACUGUCGGAAGCCUGGCUGCUGGCUGGUUCGCUACCGCCACUCUACAGUAAACCGCAAUCGAUCCCGGCACCGGUCAACUCGAAUUCAUCCAACCUGACCUCUCAUAUAUUCCUUGCCAAACUGCUGUCGCUAGUGCCCUCACACUGGACAUCGUUGUACGACUCGCGGCUCGAUGGAGCCGGUACGAACCGUUUCCUGCACCAUGUGCUCGGUUAUCGUGGCCCAAACCUGAUUCUAUUUCGCUGCGAAGACGAUCUGCUGUUCUGCGUGGCGAAUCCGAACGAGUGGCGCGAAACGCAUCUGUACACCGGCGACGAGGGUAGCUGCUGCUUACAGUUGCUUCCAAAAUUCCAGAUGCUGGAAAAGAAACCGAAAAGUCUCUACCUGAACACGCACAUACGUGGCUAUCCGAAAGGGCUGCGUGCCGGUUCGGAUCCCCGCAAACCGAUCCUUAUCGUGGAUGAGCACUUCGAGCGGCUCGAGUACCGGGCACUGCAGCACCGCAUCCUGUCGAUCGAGGUGUGGGGUUGCGGUAACCAGCAGCAGCGCGACGUGCAGCUUGACAUCAAGAAAUGGCAGGUGAAGGAGGCGGAACGGCAACGCACGGUCAAGAUGACUGCCGCCGAUUGGAUGGAUCAUCCGGAUCGCUAUCUGCUCGAGCUCGGUGGCCGUCCGAAUUAUAACAAUUCAACUAAGUAGUUCCCGUAAGCUCUAACUGAAACACCCCACUUAGUCUAAUGCCGAAGCGGUUAUGUACUUGAGCGCUAGGAAGUAUUAUCCAACCGUUGCUUCUGCAAAAUAGGAUGCGACGUUGGAAUACGGUUGGUUUUCGUAACGGUAACGAGUCUGGUACUUAGUUCAAUUCGCUUCGUGCAAAUACUACGCGCUUCGUGUGAAAUCCUGUUGUGCCUUGGGCCGCGAGGCGUAAAGGGUAGAGAGAGUGUGGGUGCUAGUGAGGUAGUAGAUUUCAGUUCCAUUCGCAUUAGGUUUCAACAAAAAGGUGUGAUAUUUUAUAGAAUGAAAAGCAAACCAGCACCCAAACUAUGGAUACUUAAGAAGAGCGUUCAUCGUAAGUUAUCGUAUACGGUUGCGACCGCGUGCUAGCAAAAGGAUAUGGUUUUAAAUCAUAAUAAACGAAGGGCCUUCCACUAGUGGGGCCACAUGAUUUAA